ACGGUCCCGUCUCUCUAACCUACAUUAUUCCCGACCAAUCACCUUUUAAUAAUUGUACGAAUCCAAAAUAAAGUCUCAAAACUAACAAAAUCCCCGGCGACAAAGAGAAGAAAGAGAGAGCAGAAAAAUGGCUUCGGUCCUUCCGCCGGAGAUGGACAACGACUCAAUGGCGUCAUCGCCGAGAUCGGAGUACGAUAACCAGCCACGUGUACGGUUCAUGUGCACUUUUGGAGGAAGGAUCUUGCCUCGUCCGCCGGAUAACCAGCUCUGUUACGUCGGGGGUGACAAUCGUAUGGUUGCCGUUCAUCGUCACACUACUUUCACCUCUCUUCUCACUAAACUUGCUAAACUCUCCGGUAAAGGCAACGUGAGCGUGAAGUACCAGCUACCAAACGAGGAUCUUGACGCGUUGAUCUCCGUAUCAACGGACGAGGAUGUAGAGAACAUGAUGGAAGAAUACGACCGCGUCGCACUGAAUCAAAACCCACGCUCCUCUCGUCUCCGUCUCUUCCUCUUCGCCAAAACCAUCGCCGGAGAAGAAGAUGAUAACGAUAGUCGAGCAAGUAGCAUCAGCUCUCUCCUCGAUAGCUCCGUCAAUCGAGAGCAAUGGUUCCUCGACGCUCUCAAUCACGGCUCCUCCGCCGCAUCUAACGGUGGUUCCGCCAAAGGUUUCGAGCGCGUCAGGUCUGAAGUAUCCUCGAUCGUCUCCGAAGUUCCUGAUUACCUCUUCGGGUUGGAUCAUUUCGACGAGACUGCUCCGCCGCACGAUCGUGAUCCGAGAGCUAAAAUCCGACGAGAAGUCUCGACGCUUUCGGAUCCUGGUUCGCCUCGUCGUGAUGUUCCUUCGCCGUAUGGUUCUACCUCUUCGGCUCCUGUGAUCACGUCAUCUACUCCGGAACUUCCACCGGUUAAAAUUAACCCGGAAAGUCCAGAACCGGUUUUGACUCCAAAAGCCGAUCCUCAACCGGAGCAAGUAAUUCAACAGAGUAAUCUUCCGGUCAACUCGCAAUGGCAAUACGCCGCCCCUGGCCCACAGUUUCAUUACCAGUCACCGGUUUAUAUGGUUCAACCGGGCAAUCAUAUGGUUCAGGGUAAUCAUAUGGUUCAACCGGUUCUAAUGCAGGGUCAGUAUCUUCCACAAUACCAGCAUGUACCGAUGGGAUACCAUCACCAACCUCAGCCUCAUCAGAUUCCUGGUCCUGGUCUGGGUCAAGCAUAUGGUGAAACGGGUAGGCCGGUUAUGAUGGCAACUGAUGGAGUUAACCGGACGGCUUAUUAUGGUAUGAAAACACCCGAUCCGGUUCAGAUGUACUAUCAACACCCAGGUAUGGUUGUUCCUGGUGUAGAAGAACAAUACAGAACCAAAACAGAUACGGGUCCGGGUCAAGCUUCUUAGCUGGUUUAAGAGAAAUGUGAAAGUCAUCUUCGUCGUUGGAGGCGUGUCUCUGCGUGAACUGUGUAAUACAUUUUUCUACUUUAUUUAAAUCUUUUUGUCUAA
Brassica oleracea var. oleracea is the source of this 1498-nucleotide messenger RNA. RefSeq lists its product as uncharacterized. The transcript has 2 exons. Gene Ontology annotation, molecular function: protein binding. Lineage: Eukaryota; Viridiplantae; Streptophyta; Magnoliopsida; Brassicales; Brassicaceae. The record is from RefSeq and is a predicted model, not a curated record. Bases 128 to 1396 code for a protein of 422 amino acids.